ACAGCUUAAAAGGAGUCGGUGCUCCCCUGUGGACAUAGCUUCAGGGACCCUUUGACAGUCAGACAAGAUCACAAGUCACCAUGGAUCCCGGCAAAUCUCAUUAUCCAGUCGUGGCGCUUGCCAGCGCCGUCCUCCUUCUCUGGUAUACUGCGACCUACCUGCAACGAAAAUGGACCCAGCGCCGCAUCGCCAAAGCAAACAACUGUCAACCGCCACCCACCUACCCUCGGAAGGACCCCUUUUUUGCCCUCGACAAUAUACACGAGCAGCUGACGUACGCCAGGAAGCACAAGCUUCUCGAGCGCAUCGUCGAGCGUUUCAAGGAGAAUGGCAACACCUACCAAGGACGACGACUCACCACCCCCAUCAUCAUAACGUGCGAGCCAGAGAAUGUGAAGACGAUCCUGUCACUCCGCUUCAAAGACUAUGGCCUAGCUGGUCGCAUCAAUGCGGCCGGUCCGCUUUUGGGCCAUGGCAUCUUUACAACUGACGGUGAGCAUUGGGCGCAAUCGCGUGCUAUGGUGCGUCCGAACUUUGUGAAGGACCAAGUUGCACAUCUGGAUAUCUUUGAGGAACUCAUGGACGAUCUGCUCCCGCUUAUCCCCACCGACGGGGGAACCGUUGAUUUGCAAGAGCUAUUUUUUGAGUUCACCAUUGACUCUGCGACGGAGUUCCUCUUUGGGCACAGCGUGCAUAGUCUCAAAAAGCGACGCGCUGGGAUCCGCGACAGCACGGAACAGGACUUCGCGGGGGCAUUCAACUAUGCACAAGAGGCCAUUGCAACGAACCUACGCCUGGGUAAGCUCAGACAUUUCCGUCGCGACCGCAAGGCUGAGGAGUGCAAUCGUAUCUGUCAUAACUUGGUGGAGCAAUUCGUUGAUAGCGCACUAAGGGUGCGAGGGCGGUAUGACGAGGAGAAGGCGCUCACGGCAGGGGAUAGCCACGGUGCGAAAGAAAAGAGAAAAUACCUCUUCCUCCACGGGCUAGCCCAACAGACAGGUGACCGAAGGCGUAUCCGCGACGAGCUCAUGAAUGUCCUUCUGGCUGGACGGGAUACCACCGCCUCUUUGUUGAGCAACCUAUUCUUCAUGUUGGCGAAGAACCCCCGGAUUUGGAACAAGUUGCGCGAGGAGGUUGCCAGCCUGGAAGGUCGCGCGCCAUCGUACGAGCAACUGCGUAACCUGAAGUACCUGAAAUUCUGCCUUAACGAAUCUCUUCGCUUGCACCCUGUUGUCCCGGCAAACGCACGCUUUGCCAAUACUGACACAAUCCUUCCCGUUGGUGGCGGACCCGACGGCAAGUCGCCUGUCUUCGUACCCAAAGGCUGCACCGUUGCAUACCAUGUCUAUGCGAUGCAUCGUCGCGAGGAGUUUUUCGGCCCGGAUGCCAAUGAGUUUCGACCCGAGCGUUGGGCCGACAUUCGUCCGGGAUGGGAGUAUCUUCCGUUCAACGGGGGACCGCGUAUUUGCGUUGGCCAACAGUAUGCCCUCACGGAGGCGGGAUAUGUCACUGUGCGACUUGCCCAGAAGUAUUCCGUGCUUGAAAGCAGGGACCCCGGGCCAUGGGAGGAGGGUCUGACGUUGACGCUUUGUUCGAGGAAUGGGACGAAGGUGGGAUUGCUGUAGUCGGUCCCUCCCUGUGUAAGUUUUUGGAAAUGAUGAAUAUAGGACGCAUGUUACGUACAUAAUGUUAUAAAUCAGAACCCAUCAGAUAUGGUCUUGACACUAUUACAGUAUUGAUGCCACCGAACAAUCGAUUGUUGAGCGUAUUGUAGUGGCAGGCAGUGUAAACAGAGGAGGUUCUAAGCCGAGAUCAGGUGCCCGGGGUCACGGGACCCAUUUCCAGUGGUUGACGUGUGCCAAAGUCCUAGACCG
Molecule: messenger RNA, 1874 nt
Organism: Aspergillus sclerotioniger CBS 115572
Lineage: Eukaryota; Fungi; Ascomycota; Eurotiomycetes; Eurotiales; Aspergillaceae
Product: cytochrome P450
Exons: 2
Coding region: 81-1625 (514 amino acids)
Molecular function (GO): iron ion binding; oxidoreductase activity, acting on paired donors, with incorporation or reduction of molecular oxygen, reduced flavin or flavoprotein as one donor, and incorporation of one atom of oxygen; heme binding
Source: RefSeq, a predicted model, not a curated record